This is a messenger RNA of [Torrubiella] hemipterigena, 1580 nucleotides long. The record is from the annotation of a GenBank genome assembly. NCBI's taxonomy places the organism in Eukaryota, Fungi, Ascomycota, Sordariomycetes, Hypocreales, Clavicipitaceae.
AUGGAUCAGCCAUUUGUGGCACCGUUCCCCAACCCGGAGCCGUAUUCGACUCCAGGUUCACGCGCAGACCUUUACUUGAAGCUGGUCUUUUCUUGUAUUGGAAAUCUCGUCUGUCUCGUCCCAAUGCGAAAUCUCUACCGUCAUGGCGAAUUUGCCGCUGUCCUCUUCAUUAUCAUUGUGGAAAUCCGCAACAUUCAAACCUUCAUCUAUGGCCUGCUCUGGCCAACCAACAACAUGGACGGCUGGUGGCUAGGCUGGGGCCUUUGCGACAUACACCCUUUCAUCUAUAACGCCUCCAUUGGGCUUUUUGCUACAUGUCUGCUGGCAAUCAUGAGAAAUUUAGCCCAUCAAGUUGGCUUGCUACGAGUCAACCCACUUACUGUCAAGGAACGUCGGCGCAAGAAUGUCAUCCAGGCCCUCAUUAUCUUCCCGCUGCCCAUCAUUAUGCUGGCCUUUACUUGGCCGCUGACAUCUCAGCGAUACGUCAUAGCGGGUGGCAUGGGAUGCAUGUGGACAUUGGUCCCAGCUUGGCCUGCCAUCGUUUUCUUUGCUCUUGGACCAGUCGUUGUGGCAACAAUCACGGUCUUUUACGCUCUACUUACUUUUUUCCGAUUCAGACAAGUUGCGAAACUUACACAAUCAACUCUCGGGAGUAAUCGCGAAGCCACCCUCCGCAGUCAGAGAACCAAACGAAGACUAUAUCUCAUGGUCGCCUCUAUUCUCGUACCUGUAUUCCCCGUGAUGGUAGCUUGGGGUGUUUACAACUGCAUCAGUAUGCUUCCUCUCCAACUAUUUGAUUACAACGAGAUACAUCGAACUCCUGGAUCCAUGGCCGCCAAGCUCCAACCGUUUGACUGGAACACGCCUGUCCUUGUCCCUUCAAACCAAGUCAACUGGGAAGAAUUCGAAGCCAGCUGGAUCACAAUCUUUACCACCCUUCCCAUCUUUGUAUUUUUUGGAAUGACCAAGGACGCUCUUAAUGAUUACAGAAAGAUUAGUCUUGUCUUCGGCGCCGGUCGUAUCUGGUCAAAGCUCUACGAAGAAUACGAUCCCGACCGUGUUUCAUCACCCUCUCGCUCUGGAUCCUCAGGCACAUUCACCUUCAGCACAACUGCAGUUGACACUAGUCCAUCCAAACGAUCAAAACUCUCUCAAGUAUUCACCAAGUCGUCCAGACCAGCGAAUACAACCACAGUAUCUGUGACCGCCUGUGAUGAUGGCCAGUUGGGCAACUUGACAUUUAUUACUUCCAAUGAGAUGGAGCAAGGACAUCUUUCGGCGACUCCAUCAGCAGAGGAAAUGCCACGACCUCCUCCUAUGGCAAUGCGUACCCGCCGAUUUUUACCAUUUGCAUUUCUGCUGAGACCAACACUUUCAACUACAAGUUCGACACGUGAAAGACAACCCGACAUGGAUGAGGUACACAAUUGGUCUUCAGUACCGAGCUGGCUGCAAUCGCAAAGCCGCCGUGCAUCGCCUCCGCAUCCUCCACCACCCAACACAGGGUCCAUGGCAUAAUGGUCAACAGCGUGGAUGUGCUCUUUUGAUGAUAGUACUGCAAUCCGUAUUUGACAGAGCUA